Messenger RNA from Ornithorhynchus anatinus (platypus), 1099 nucleotides. RefSeq names its product geminin DNA replication inhibitor (gene GMNN). The transcript is spliced from 7 exons. NCBI's taxonomy places the organism in Eukaryota, Metazoa, Chordata, Mammalia, Monotremata, Ornithorhynchidae. The coding region runs from base 147 to 812 and encodes 221 amino acids. The record is from RefSeq and is a predicted model, not a curated record. Gene Ontology annotation, cellular component: nucleus. Gene Ontology annotation, biological process: negative regulation of cell cycle; negative regulation of DNA replication.
GCGCCCGCGCCCUGGGGGCGUCCGCGCUUGUUUUUUGGCGGGCUCGGCGGGGCUUCCCUCGUGUGCGCCUGCGCGCGAAGACAGGGAGCGAGACGGCCCCGUUGAGUGAAUCUUAACGACGUCAAAUGUGCUUUUGCAGCUGACUGAUGAACUCCAAGAUGAAGCCGAAACAGGAGGAAGAAAGACUGAAAGGGUCUAUAAAGAACUACCUGAUGGACGGUGUAAAUAGCACCGUCGUCCCAAGGAGGACCCUUAAGAUGAUUCAACCUUCUGCAGCCGGCUCUCUCGUGGGCAGAGAAAAUGAGCCCCCCAGAGCCGCCUCUAAGCGACAGCCUUGGCACGAUCAGCCGACUCCCAAGACCUGCAGCGUCGACGUUCCCGUACCCGCAGAGCACAAUGAGAACGAGAGCCUUGAAGGAGUCUCUCAAGAAGCGUUUGACCUCAUGGUUAAAGAAAACCCAACCUCUCAAUAUUGGAAAGAGGUGGCCGAGAAGCGGCGGAAAGCUCUGUACGAAGUACUACAAGAAAACGAGAAGUUACACAAAGAAAUCGAACAGAAGGACAAUGAAAUUGCCCGUCUGAAAGAAGAGAACGAAGAACUGGCAGAACUAGCAGGACACGUCCAGUACAUGGCCGCUAUGAUCGAGAGACUGACGGGUCAGCCGCCCCGUGACUUGGAACCCCUGAACCUGGCCUUGGGGGAAUCGAAUUUCGGAGAGGAAGAAGCGGGCGGUGACCCGGAAGGGGAAGACGCCGACACACCUGGUGAGGAAAGGGUCUCCCGCGACCCCGACGGAGCGCCGUGCGUGUGAGACCCCUGACUGUCGGGGACGCUCGCUGCCUCAGUUUACCUCAGCCGAGGGCCCGGCGGUGCCCGGGCUCCCUCGCGGAGGGCGAAAGCCUCCAGGACCUGGUCCUUUCUAGCCAAGAAGGGCUGUUCCGAGAUGUUGCGGGUAACUUUAGGACACUGGCGUUAAAAUACAAAUACUGUGUAUUUUUAAUCUUGUGCUAUUUUAUGUAAAUAGGGUCUUAAAUCAGCCGACGCUGACCUAAGGCUUGCGUGUACUUUUGAAAUAAACUUCAGUUCUCUCCCCCCUUC